UCGUGUUGCUAUGGUUACAUGAACACAACCGGGACGUAAUUAGCUGCCUGUUAAGAGUUUGUGGUUUCACAACACGAGCUAAAACACGUAUUAUUUUUUUGUACUUUGAAGAAACCAGAUUGUAGCAGUUAAUGUGUUCAAAUUUAACUUCGUUUCUGAGCUGUUUUCUUGGACAUUUGGGCGAGAGAAGGUCGGUGGCAGGUUUUGACCGUUUACUUCAACCACUCCAACGUUUCUCCUCGCAGUCACCAACAUGGAAAAGCUGAAAGACUUAAACGUGACGGUAGAUGAAAUCGACAGACUGACAAAAGCUUUAAGAGAUGAGAAAUUCAGGGAAAUGCUGCGCGAUUACGCCCAAGAAAUAUCAGACCCGGAGAAUAUGAAAAGAUAUGAGGAGGAAAUCAAAAUUUUGGAGAAGGAGAGAGGAAACAGCGUCGAGUUUAUCCACCCGAAACCGUUCAGGGCUCUCAGGACGAGUGUGGACGGCAAGCAGAAGUGCUUUAUCAACAUCUGUGCCAGUGAUAACGUCGAAAAGCCUGAGUAUAAGAGUGGUGUGUCGGAGGAUGGCCGCAAAGGUCAGUGCUGGUCCCUGCCUCAUGGUCUGCACCCAGGGAGACAGGACACCGACCCAAAAGGAAACAAGAUCAUGAUCUAUGAUGUGAUUUUCCACCCUGACACUCUCCACAUAGCAAGCAGAAACAAGGGUUUCAUGGAUAUGGUAGACAGUGUGGCCAUUCAGGGGAUCCAGAAUGCUUUUAAAGUGACUCUGGACAAAAACAACAUGCGAGUGAUGAACACCAAGUACAAGGGCACACCUCAGCCUUGUGUCAUCCGAAAACCCAUACCUGGAUACAAAGCCAGGGAGCCCUCAGAGAAGCCUGACCCUCUUGCCUUCCCGUACCCGGACGAAAAGAGACCUGUAGAAUCCUCACAAACCAAACCUACAGAUUCACCUGCAACAAAAACCAGCAGCGACACCAAACCUAAAAGCUACCAGAUCCAGCCUCAGGAAACCAGAGAGCCGACCAGGCCGAACCACACAGUAAAAUACAGAUCUGUUGUCGACCUGCAGGACUUUAGAUGCUCGAGAGACUCAGCCAGGGGCCCCAGGCCCAAAGAGAUAGUGGUCACCAUUGACUUGCCGCUGCUGAAGUCCGUUGCAGACACCAGCCUGGAGGUGAAAGAGAAUUGCCUGCUCCUGGAGUCCAAGAAACCAGCGUACAGACUGGAGCUGCCUUUAGCCUACCCUGUAGAUGAAGACAAAGGAGAGGCCAAGUUCAACAAAGCAAAAGGACAGCUGACAGUUACACUUCCUGUUCUUCCAUCUCGUGAGGCUUUUGAUUUUGGGCUUGCUACAACUGAUGGUGACACUCAGGGUGUAGGAGAUGAUGAAGGGAAGGGGAAGGAAUGUGAGGAGGGCGAGAAAGGUGAAGAGGAGGGAGGAGAAGAGCAGGGGAGGAAAGGCCAGGAGGAUGCAGAGGGGGAGGAAAGUGUAGCGUGUGAAUGCAGGGAGCAGGAGAGGGGAAGUGAGAAAGGUGAGGAGGAGCAAAGAGGCGUUGAGGAGGAGAAGGUAAAGCAGGAGGAUCUGAAGCAGCAGACAAGGGUGGAGGAGGGAGAGGAGCAGAUCAGGAAAGGCCAGGAUGACGUAGAGGGGGAGGAAAGCGUAGUGGGUGAGGAGGAAAAAUGGAGAAAGCAGAAGGGAAAAGAAGUGGAGGAGGACACAGAAUGGAAGAACCAGAAUGGAAAAGGCCAAGAAAGUGUGGAGGAGGAAAAAAGCGACAAGAUUUAUGAAGGUGAAGUUGUGGAGGAGGAGAAAUUGAAAGAGCAGAACCAGGAAAAUGAGACUGAAAACCAGUCCCAACUCUCCUCUGGCACCAGAGAGGAGGGAGGAGUAAAUCUGAACUUUUGUUUGGAGUCAACGCCAGACAACCAAGACGAGACAGAGAAGACAAAAGAAAACUUACAAAGAAAUGUGCAGUUGGAAGCAGAUGCUGCACUUCACAAGCACACAUCCAGUGAGGAAUCCCAUACAGCUGCUCCUGCUGUGACGGCCACUUCAAGCCACGCCUCUGUAGAGGACUGCUGCAUCUCCCAGAGGCCUGAAGCACCUGCACCAGAUGAAGCAGACAAGUCAGACGCAGGGGUCUCAGGCUCAGGAAAGCAGGAACAGAGGGAGGAUGUGGACGAGGACGACCUGCCGACAGAGCAGAUCUCCCAAACCCCACAGUGUGACGACAAGCUGCCGCCUGCCUUGUUGAGGGAAGUUGAUAAAGAUGGUAACGAAACAGUCAUCAGCAAUCACUCCACUUCUGUUGAAUUCAUUUUCCAAAACACCCUGAUGUUUGAACUGGACUGACGACUGUGAGCAAGGGCUGAAGGGGUUUUCUUGUAUUACAGCAGUUUUAAACACAAGUGACAUUCAGUUCACGUCUGCAGAAUCUCCUAUUAAACAUUUUUCAGGCAUUAAACCUGACCUUUAUUUUCAAAUUUUUAUAGCAUAUUAUAUAUUUAUAGCAUAUAUAUUUCUUUUCUUUUUAUAGCACAUAAAUCAAUAUCCCAGAAUAAACUACCAGAGACAAGACAUGGAAUGCAUUUAUUUUAUUGAAUAUUUCACAUAUAUAUAAAAAAAAGUUGUGGGUCAUUAGCACAGUAAAAAGUAACUCCCUUUAGGUGAUGCUUAUGGACCCUGAGGCACUGUGUUCAGGAAAUUGACCUAAUGUCUUUAUUCCCCUGUCUAGCUGAAGUAGGUCAGUAGGGGAAUCUGCAUUUUGCUGUUAGAGGCAGGAAGAACAGAAAAA
Messenger RNA from Lates calcarifer (barramundi perch), 2798 nucleotides. RefSeq names its product dynein axonemal assembly factor 2 (gene dnaaf2). Gene Ontology annotation, cellular component: cytoplasm. The record is from RefSeq and is a predicted model, not a curated record. The coding region runs from base 254 to 2356 and encodes 700 amino acids. The transcript is spliced from 2 exons. NCBI's taxonomy places the organism in Eukaryota, Metazoa, Chordata, Actinopteri, Centropomidae. Gene Ontology annotation, biological process: axonemal dynein complex assembly.